This is a messenger RNA of Caenorhabditis elegans, 1038 nucleotides long. It is a transcript of the gene srw-20, whose product is annotated as G-protein coupled receptors family 1 profile domain-containing protein. Gene Ontology annotation, cellular component: membrane. The transcript is spliced from 3 exons. Gene Ontology annotation, biological process: signal transduction; G protein-coupled receptor signaling pathway. Lineage: Eukaryota; Metazoa; Nematoda; Chromadorea; Rhabditida; Rhabditidae. Gene Ontology annotation, molecular function: G protein-coupled peptide receptor activity; G protein-coupled receptor activity. The record is from RefSeq and is marked reviewed. Bases 1 to 1038 code for a protein of 345 amino acids.
AUGUAUUCACUCUGGGUUUAUCUUGAUUCCGCAGCACUCCCGCUGCAGAUAAUUGCACUAUUGGUGAACUCUUUGCACUUGCUGGUUCUUAUCCGAAAACCUCUCCGUUGCUGUGGCAUUUUUAUAUUUAUGCUGGCAAUAUGUCUCGCUGAUAUUACCAAUUAUUCAUUAUCAUUUACCGGCGCAGCACGCCGGUAUAAACAUGACUACAUGCUGACACAAAUGUAUAUAGAAGACAGGAUGAACCCAUUUCUUGUAUAUGGCUGGAUAAUAGUUGAUGUUCCUGGGCAACUCAUGGCGUUGUUUUACAGUAUAACACGGAAAUACUCUGUGUGGUUGGCUGUCGUAAUGUCUGCUGUCCGAACUUUGUCAGUAUUAUUUCCAAUGCACAAUCGAAUUCAGAAGAUCAAUGAGAAAACUGUCAGUGUUAGAAUUUCUAUCGCUGUAUUUAUUUUUGUCAUGUUCGUGGACUUUACAGAAUUGGCUAUGACUUAUCGAAUCAAAUGGCUUCCUAGUAUACUUUUUUAUAAUAAUAGCAAGUCCAAACCAGAAUGGCAGCAUUAUGUACUAGUCGAUUGUUUUAGCUGUGUUACAUCACUCCAAAUACACAUUAGCAUAUGUUCUCGUUUCGUACCAUCUUUAAUAUACCCGAUUCUCACAACCAUAUUGAUUUUGCAACUUCGAACAAUUAAGAAGAGAAAAGCAAAUUUGCUUAAGUCCACCAGCUCGAAUCAGUCCGAUAAUAAGUUCAAAAUGAUAUUAUGGCUGACAAUUACAUUUAUGCUAUCUGAAGGAUUAACUGGUUUUACAGGAUGGAUGCAAUUAUAUAAUAUGAAUAUUCAUAUUGAUACUAGUCAAAAGUUCGCGAGAUUUUGGGUAUCGACUUAUUAUGCAAUGUUCACGGUGAGAGCUGUAAAUUCAUUAUCACAUAUUCUAAUAUGUGCCCUGAUGUCGACGGUGUAUCGGAUGGAACUGAAAUCUAUUUUUUGUAAAAAGAAAAUGCUGUCUGUGACUGUUGUGAAGCCGUAUUCGAAAUAA